Messenger RNA from Drosophila bipectinata, 1127 nucleotides. RefSeq names its product mitochondrial 2-oxodicarboxylate carrier. NCBI's taxonomy places the organism in Eukaryota, Metazoa, Arthropoda, Insecta, Diptera, Drosophilidae. The record is from RefSeq and is a predicted model, not a curated record.
CGGCCGCCGGACAAGCUCCAGUUGCCACGGAAAACCAACCGGUGGCGACGUCCGGCGCCGUUACCCCCGUGCCCAUUUCGCAUGCCAAGAGGGCCCUCUUCCAGGUGAUGGCCGGUGGUUCGGCCGGCUUCCUGGAGGUCUGCAUCAUGCAGCCGCUGGACGUGGUCAAGACCCGGAUCCAGAUCCAGGCCACGCCCACAGCUACCGCUACGGCGAUAGGUGAGCUACACUACAAUGGCGUAUUCGACUGCUUCGCCAAGAUGUACCGUAACGAGGGAAUCUCCUCGUAUUGGAAGGGUAUCUUGCCGCCAAUCCUGGCCGAGACACCCAAACGGGCCAUCAAGUUCCUGGUUUUCGAACAGACCAAGCCAAUUUUCCAGUUCGGUUCGCCCACUCCCACGCCAUUAACCUUUUCACUGGCCGGGCUGACGGCCGGCACCCUGGAGGCCAUCGCCGUCAAUCCGUUCGAGGUGGUCAAGGUCGCCCAGCAGGCGGAUAGGCAAAAGAAACUGCUCAGCACAUUCGAGGUGGCCAAGGGCAUCGUCAAGAAGGACGGCCUGGGACUAAGGGGCCUCAACAAGGGUCUCACGGCCACCAUGGGUCGCAACGGAGUCUUCAACAUGGUGUACUUCGGGUUCUAUCACAGCGUGAAGAACGUGGUGCCGGAAUACAAGGAUGGCACCCUGGAGUUCCUGCGCAAGGUGACCAUUGGCUUCCUAGCCGGCACCUUGGCCUGCUUCGUAAACAUACCCUUCGACGUGGCCAAGUCACGCAUCCAGGGACCCCAGCCCCAGCCUGGAAAGGUGAAAUACCGCGGCACCCUCAGCUCCAUGGCCAUUGUCUACCGCGAGGAAGGAUUCCGGGCUCUGUACAAGGGACUCGUGCCGAAGAUCAUGCGCUUGGGACCCGGAGGCGCCAUCCUGUUGCUGGUCUUUGAAUACUCCUACGGUUAUCUGCUAAACAAUUAUUCAUAGUUUUUCCAGAGUCCUCGGUUCUAACCAAAUUAUAAGACGUCAUUUUGUAGUUUUGCUUCUUUGUUCUGUAAUGUAUGUACCUAGCUCCUAAAGUUUUCAAUCUAGGCUACAUUUACACCUAAGACUGUGUUUUAAGGGACAAGUUGUUAAGUA